GAAGAGAAAUGUACUGAUACUCAUUAUUACCAAAUAAAAAUGUCGAAUAGUGCUUUUGGACCGGUUUUAAGUUCAGGGACUGCUCCUAAUUUAGGCAGUGUUCCAUCUGCUAAAGAAGAGCAUGCCUUAGGCUUAAAAGCUAUUUAUGCAGCUUGUCGACUGUUGUAUCCUGAUCAACCUACUCCACUGCAAGUAACAGCUGUUCGAAAGUUCUGGAUGGGUGGACCAGAUCCUUUGGAUUUUAUCAAUAUGUAUGCAAAUCCAGGAUCAGCUGAACUGCAAAGCCCUCCUCACUGGCAUUACGUAACUAAUGGUUUAUCAGAUUUGUAUGGUGACUCGAGGUUGCAUGGCCAUUGUCAUUCAACUGACGGUCCAAGUGGUUUCGGUUUCGAGUUAACAUUUCGAGUGAAACGUGAAGCAGGUGAAACAAAUCCACCAACAUGGCCAGCGCAUUUACUACAAAGCUUAGCACGUUAUGUUUUCUAUUCACAAGCUCAGUUAAUGGCAGGCGAUCAUAUUCCAUGGCCUACGUCUUUAGAUAAACAGCCUAAUUUUUCAUCUCAACAGUCGGAAAAACGACGACGGCAUCAUCACCACCACCAGCAACAACAGACGGAUAAAGAAACAAAUGUGAAAGAGUUGGAAAAUGCAAGAAAAUCCAUUGCAAUGGCGGCUGCAGCAACUGCGGCUUCCAUAUUAGCUGCAAACAGUGCUAAAACAGGUAUGGGAUCUUCAUCGGCUGCUUUAUCCGCAUUAACCAAUCCUUCGACUUAUGCAUCCAUGGUCGCAGCUGCUCUAGCCGCUGUCAAUAAUAACAACUCGAAUGAUCCAGUUGGCCAGAAUGAAACUAAGGAUAAACUAACAGCUAAUUCAACAAAUUCUUCACGUAUUCAUCAUAUGCUACUGGUAGAAGAUCCUCAACUGAAGAAAAUCACUACACCAUAUGGUUAUGUUCAAUUUUUACAGUUGGUUGGUCUUUGCGAUGAGGAACUGCGUUUGGUUCAACGUUGGACUGGUUCUCAUGUUGCCGAAUUAAUGAGUUGUUCACUAGAAACUGGUGGUGGUCUUCUUGUCACCGAUAUGAGAAGAAAUUUAAAUAUUUUUGAAAUGCAACCAAAUUUAGUGGAUUAUAUCAAUGAUAAAUUAAAACGUGAAGGUUCGAAUUUAUCUGGUGUCACAAUAUCCUAUUUUGCUUGGGCACCUAUAACUAUGGUCACUUUAGGUGAGCUACUACCAGGUGAAGUGGAGUCUCGUCGAUUGCGUCGUCAAACACAGAAACGUGAUUCAUCUUCAACUAGUUGUCUGUAUUCUAAAUCAGAAGUUCAGUCCGGAUCCAAGGCUGUAUUGUUUCAUAACCCUUCAACUGAUUAUAAUACCCACAAAUCAGAUACUGAUAUUGGAUCUAAAACUGUGGCCAUGGACACAGAUGAUACAUUGGUGUCGUUUGCAGUAAAAAAACGAAUUGAAGAUGAUGAAUUUAUAGAUGUUGUUGGCGGUGGUGGUAACGGGGGUGGCGACGAGACAUUGCAGAAGUUGACUGCAGAAAGUUACAUCAAUUCAUCUACUAGUGCUUUAGCUUCAGUGUCUGCUGAACCUAAUUCACUAAAAAUUUCUCGUUUUGAUCCAAAAUCUCGUGUUUCUUUAAGCAAUAGGUUGAGCUCCGGACAUUUAACUUCAGAUUGUUUUCCGCAUUCAUUAGGAAAUCGAAAUGUAAUUGAUGGACAAACUAUCAGUGCACCUGGUGGUUUUUCUGCCUGGUGUAAUCGGGUAGGACCUAUCAAUCAGUUUAACCAAUCACCUAUGAGUCGUCAAAGCAUAAACAAAGUCGGCGCUAAUACUUCAUCUACAGGUGGUGGAAUAUUCAGAAGUACUUUGGUCAAUUCACCUACAGAACUGACUAAUGUAGUUGGCGGCGCGCUUGGUUUUCGAACAUUCAACUCAGAACUACCAAUAUCCAAUAUGAUUACAGAUAAAUUUAUAGAUACUAGUAUUGAACCUAAAGGUGGGAAUCUUACACCUGGUGGUGGUGGUAGUAGUAGUACUACUGGUGAUGGUUCUGCACCAUGUACACCUUUAGCACAUUUAUCACUUUCUCCGGCAAGUUUGGAUAUGAUGCCAACACGGAUUAUCGAUUAUUUAGAUGUGCAUUUAUGUCGUGAAGCUGGUGAAAUGCUUCCUUUAGCAGUGAAUGAUCGACUACGUCAUGGAAGACAUUUUACAUUUUUAAAUGCAAAUUAUCCAGAUCAUGCUAUUACGUUAGUGCCAUCUGGUGUUUCUGGAGCUUUUGUUACAGAAGAAACACCCUAUGUUGCCCGUGGACCAUGGUUACAAAUCUUAUUGACAGACGAUUUUCUGGAACAGUUGGAAUUUCAAUUUUCAUGUUUAUUAUACCCUAAUGAAUUGCAUUUGCCGUUAGUUUUUCGUUGGCCAGAAAGACAUUUACGUAUAUGCUUGGUUGAUGUCAGUUCAUCAUCAUCAUUGUCAUCAUCACCACCACCACCAUCAUCAAACGGAGGCUUACCAUCAAUACCUCUCCCGCAUUCACAGACAGCAUCUGUAACAAACCCGGUGUCUUUAAUAAACGAUACUAAUAACAAUAUUGGCAAUAAUAGUGUCGACAAUAGCAACACUUCAGAUACAUCGAAUAUUUCAAAACUUAUGGGUACUCCUACUACUUCUAGCAUUCAUUGUAAUUGGAAUACAUCAGUGGUAGAUAAUAGAUUGAUAUCUGGUAAUAACAGUGGUAGUGUUGGGAGUACUCUACAGUCCUCAGUCAUUCCGAGUGCAUUUGCUAAAUCUGAUUUACUUCCUUCAUUCUUAUCAUUAUUCCCACCGGGAUGUAUACCACCGCCAAAUGUUUUAUCAUCGUUGUUCAGUGCCAUGGCUACAAAUAAUUCUAGUAGCACUAGUGACAAUAUUAAUACUACCAAUAAUGAUCAAUCUCAAACAGAAUUAUUCAGAAAAUCAUUUCUCCCAAUAAAUCAGACUGUUACACCAGUGCCUAUAUUUCAAACAUCGUCGUCAUCAUCUACAUCAUUAAUCCAACCAUCCGCAUCAACGUUGCCGAAUUCAUCUCAUAUACACCACCAUCAAAUCACUCAGCAACAACAAGUACGGCAAGAACAUCAACCAAGUACAACAUCUCUUCCUACUGAAUUAAAAGUUGAUAGCCUGAUUGAUCCUAAUGUAUUUGCUAAUAACUGGUCAAUGUUUUUGCAAACAUUAAUGCGUAACAGUAACAUUAAUACUAAUAAUACGGAUUCAUUAAGACAAAUAAUAUCUGGUAGUCAGAAUAACAGCGUUGCUACUACUAAUAUCAGUAGUACUAAUCCAACCGCUUAUUUCAUGGAGUUUUUGCAAAAUUUUCCUUUCAAUAAUAGUAAUAAUAAUUGUAUGAAUAUGUUGUCUGCUUUAACUUCGUCAACAGCACCCACAGCAUCAGUAUCAUCGUCAUCAUCAUCAAUGAAGCAUUUUUAAAUUUUGUUUUCUCAUAUGUUUUUAAAGCGUACUGACCUAUUGAUACUCUUAUGAAGUAUACAUUAAAAUAGCAUAUGUGUAUUCUUUCAUUAAAAAUUUAUUCUAAGGUUAUAUUUUUUUCUGCAUAUUUCCUACAUUUCCUUAUUUUCUUUCUUUCUUUUUCAAACAUCAAUUUCCUCUUAUUCCAUCAUUAAUAUGUUUACAUGCAGUGUUCUCUCGUAAAACAAUCAACAACAAAUGCGGUAUUCUAGUUAGAAUGCAAAGAAAUAAAACCAUGUUUUAUCUUUCGUUCGCACAGUUUUUGGCGCCAAGUAAUCGUAUCAUUGUGUGUGUGUGUGUGUGUACUUUCAACAAUCAAAUCAAUGAUAAUAUUAUUAUUUUCACAUGACCAAUUUCUUGUUCUCAUGCAAUUCAUUAACAUAAUGUGUAUAUUAACGAGUAGUAAAUAAUUCCUUCAACAAUUAUUUUGAAUGUUUCAAUUGAAUUAUUUCAUGUUUUUUUAUUAUUUCAUUUAAAAGGAAAGCGCCAAAUAAGCACACAACCUACUAAUGAUUUAUUUGGACAAGAACCUUUUUUUCCCUUCUUUUUUAAUAUCUCAAAUAUACAUUUAUCUGUUAUGGUAGGUUAAAGAAGCGCCAUCUAUUUAUUUAGGGUUAUUUCUCCCCCCUUUUUGUUUUUACUUCAUUUUACCCGGUCACUUAUAUAGGAGAUAGUAUGAAAGUGUUUUCAUUGGAACCUUCUCAAUAUAGUACAUUGAUUUGACUCAUUCUAACUUCUUUAUUAUUUGCAUUUGUUCUUUUUCAUUCACUAUCGAUAUUGUUCACAUUCGGAUUUAUUCUCCAGUAGAAAUUUGUUAGAUUUAAUUGAUUUUAGGGGUUAACAUACAUUGAUUUGUGUACCCGUCUGUUAUUACCGAUGAUUGACAUUCAUUGUACUGUUAUAGUUUGAAAUAAUAAUUCACUUUCUUAAAAUUAUAAAAUGUAUGUAUGUUUUCGUUUCAUGCGCAUUUUUCUUCGAUAAUACUUUCGUUGUGGACGGAAUUAAUUUUCAUCACUUUUUGUUUUUAUUAUUUUACACUUACUGAGAUGAGAUAGUCAUAAUGAUGAGGUUUAGAAUUGAAAGGAGAUAAAAGAAUGAAGUUUGAUUUUUGUUUUUCUACAUCAUAUUUUUUAUCAGACUAUUGAAAAUAUAUAAGUAUUAUAUGUAACCUUUUCAUCAUUAGUAUUUUUUAAAAAAAAAUUUCAUCUUUACCAUGCUGCUUAAUUUGUGUUGGAUUGCGUCUUUUUUUACCCUCCAGUUUAAUUAAAGGCAUGAAAUCUAUGAAUAUUUCCAAAGAAGAAAAGUAUUCUGUGAAUAUUGAAAAGUAUACUAGUUUUAAAUGUUU
Molecule: messenger RNA, 4861 nt
Organism: Schistosoma bovis
Lineage: Eukaryota; Metazoa; Platyhelminthes; Trematoda; Strigeidida; Schistosomatidae
Source: the annotation of a GenBank genome assembly